This is a messenger RNA of Hippocampus comes (tiger tail seahorse), 1189 nucleotides long. RefSeq names its product monoacylglycerol O-acyltransferase 3a (gene mogat3a). Lineage: Eukaryota; Metazoa; Chordata; Actinopteri; Syngnathiformes; Syngnathidae. Gene Ontology annotation, cellular component: endoplasmic reticulum membrane. Gene Ontology annotation, molecular function: diacylglycerol O-acyltransferase activity. The record is from RefSeq and is a predicted model, not a curated record. The coding region runs from base 24 to 1154 and encodes 376 amino acids. Gene Ontology annotation, biological process: triglyceride biosynthetic process. The transcript has 9 exons.
CGUACCGCCCACGAGCAACGUAUAUGCGCGUUGCAGAGAGAGACCAGGCGUGUUUACGAAGUUUGAUCGUGCGAAAAGUUUCCGCGAGAAUAUCCGCCAGAUUUCCGACGACUCUGCACGACUCCCCCCCGGCAAAGCCAUCCCCCAUGCAGAUCCGCUUUGCCCCGCUCUACGUCCCGCUAAGGCGAAGAUUGCAAACCGCCGCCGUGCUGCAGUGGAUCUUCUCCUUCCUGGGUUUAGCCCAAUGCUGUUUGGCCGCCUUCAUCCUGUUGUCUUUCUCCACCUGGUGGAUGGCAGCGCUGCUCUACGCCGGCUGGUUGUGGCUGGACUGGGACACACCAAACCGCGGAGGUCGCAGGUGCCAGUGGCUCCGGCGCUGGGGAGUGUGGGAACAUUUCCGUGACUACUUUCCCAUAAAGCUAGUGAAAACGGUUGACCUGGACCCUGGCAAGAACUACAUAUUUGGAUUCCAUCCACAUGGUGUGCUGGCCACCGGGGCGUUCUGUAACUUCUGCACCGAGUCCACGGGUUUCACCGGUCUCUUUCCUGGACUCAAAUCUCAUCUGCUGAUGCUGCCCUUCUGGUUCCGAGUGCCGUUCUUCAGAGAUUACAUCAUGUGUGGAGGUCUGGUAUCAAGCUCCAAGUCCAGCCUUUCCUACCUGCUGAGUCGUCCUCAAGGAGGAAACGUCGCCGUCAUUGCAGUGGGCGCAGCUCCAGAGGCGCUGGAUGCUCGCCCAGGAGCUUUGACGCUCCAGCUACAGAAAAGGAAGGGCUUCAUCAAACUGGCACUGAGACACGGAGCUCAACUGGUACCCGUCUUCUCGUUUGGAGAAAACGAGCUGUUUGAUCAAAUUCAGAACCCGACCGGGUCUCCUCUCAGGACAUUGCAGGACCGGCUACAAAGCAUUAUGGGAAUAGCACUGCCUCUGAUCAACGGCAGAGGAGUCUUUCAGUACAGCUUUGGGCUGAUGCCGCACAGGAAAGCCAUACUCACAGUUGUGGGAAAGCCAAUCCAGGUCGCAACCUGUCCAAGUCCAGAAAGCGAGGAUAUUGAUGCUCUUCACAAAGUUUACCUGGAGCAUCUGAGCGAGCUGUUUGAGCAGCACAAACACGAAUAUGGUCUGCAGGAGCACCAUCACUUGACCUUCACCUGACCUUCUUGCACUGUUUUCUCUCUGUCUAAUAAAAA